AGCUGGGUGUUGGACUCCUUGCACCUCCCCCGGUGUCCAAUGUCAUCCUAAUAGUGUACAACAUGGUGUAACCCACAGCUUGUAGGAAGUAGAUGGGUGGAAUUGAUCCCAGCCCUGAUCACACACAGAGGAUCCCCUCUACUGACUAGGGUCUGAUGAACCAGGGGGUCUCGCAGCAAAGAAUAUAGACCAAUAUGAAGGUAGAGUUUGCGCCUCUCAAUAUCCCCCUGACCCGGAGACUGCAGACGGCAGCUGUGUCUCAGUGGGUCUUCUCUUUUUUGUUACUGGCGCAAUGUUGUGUGGGAAUAUUCCUUAUGCUGGUACUCGCCAGGUUCUGGCUCCUGACAUCUCUAUAUGUUCUCUGGCUCUAUUUGGACUGGGAAACCCCACAAGCUGGAGGCCGCAGGUGUGAGUGGGUGCGGAGCUGGACCGUGUGGAAGCACUUCAAAGAAUAUUUUCCUAUUAAACUCAUCAAGACCGAAGAUUUGGAUCCUCAGCACAAUUACCUUUUGGGAUUUCACCCUCAUGGCGUCUUAGUCGCUGGAGCUUUUGGAAAUUUCUGCACAAACUACACUGGGUUUAAGGAGCUUUUCCCAGGCCUGACUCCUCACCUGCACAUCCUUCCCUUCUGGUUCCGCUGCCCCUUCUUCCGAGAGUACGCCAUGUCUGUUGGUCUAGUGUCAGCUUCUAAGAAGAGUGUGACGCAUGUCCUGAGCAAACCGCAAGGUGGAAAUGCUGCAGUCGUAGUGGUUGGAGGAGCUGAGGAGUCAUUGGAUGCUCAUCCUGGAAAUCUAACUCUCCAUAUCCUGAAUAGGAAAGGAUUCAUCAAAGUGGCAUUGAAGAGAGGAGCCCAUUUGGUGCCGGUAUUCUCUUUUGGUGAGAAUGAAUUGUUUCUUCAGGUGCCCAACCCUAAAGGGUCUGUGCUGCGGAAUAUACAAGAGAAGCUACAGAAGACACUGGGCUUUGCUGUACCUUUAUUUCAUGCCCGUGGCAUCUUCCAGUAUAGCUUUGGACUAAUGCCAUAUAGAAUGCCCAUCCACACUAUUGUAGGCAAGCCCAUCCCAGUGAAACAAACCUCAAACCCCACUCAGGAAGAGAUCGACGAGCUUCAUCAGAUCUACCUCAAGUCCCUCCAGGAACUGUUUGAGGAGAACAAGGCAAAGUAUGGUAUCCCUGAGCAUAAAUCCCUGAUCGUUACAUGACCUUCACUACGCGGCUCUUUUAUAGGACUGGAACUAAUACAAAAAGACCUGUGGUACAAAACAUUAAUACCAGAGUGGUAAACGCGACACAUUGGCUUAUUAUUCACACAAUAUCUGUACAUUUUUGUUUUCGCACAGUGUAAUGCUUCAUACCUGCACAUUUAAUUCUCCAAGAAAAAUAUAAAAAUGCUCCAUAGUUCACAAAGCACUCACAUAUGUCUCUUAUCUUCUGCAUCAGAAAUGUAAAUUGCCUUGCUGGCUGAAUGAGCAUAAUGGGGUGUAAAGUUCUAUGACUGGAUUUGUCAGUGUGUGUUCUAUUAUACACUGUAUGUUAGGGUUAUUUUAUUUACCCAUCACUAUAGAAAUAAAUGAAUAUAUAAGAAC
Molecule: messenger RNA, 1586 nt
Organism: Rana temporaria (common frog)
Lineage: Eukaryota; Metazoa; Chordata; Amphibia; Anura; Ranidae
Gene: MOGAT1
Product: monoacylglycerol O-acyltransferase 1
Exons: 7
Coding region: 195-1202 (335 amino acids)
Biological process (GO): triglyceride biosynthetic process; diacylglycerol biosynthetic process
Cellular component (GO): endoplasmic reticulum membrane
Molecular function (GO): diacylglycerol O-acyltransferase activity
Source: RefSeq, a predicted model, not a curated record